This is a messenger RNA of Phytophthora nicotianae INRA-310, 1613 nucleotides long. RefSeq lists its product as hypothetical. NCBI's taxonomy places the organism in Eukaryota, Oomycota, Peronosporomycetes, Peronosporales, Peronosporaceae. Gene Ontology annotation, biological process: transport. Bases 33 to 1514 code for a protein of 493 amino acids. The transcript has a single exon. The record is from RefSeq and is a predicted model, not a curated record. Gene Ontology annotation, molecular function: transporter activity.
CUCUACCAAGGGCCAGUCGAGAACUGACCGCCAUGGACACUCCAAUGCACGCGAUUAACGAGUCCAGCCUCCUCCUGGGCAACGCCACGGGCGACGCACAGGUGCUGGGGCUGCCUCUUAACUGGGUGGAGACCCACCGCGCUUCCAGUCUGCUCAUCGCCUUCGCCUGCUGUGUAAUGGCGACUCUUCUGAGUGUCUACAACAUUGUGCAGCACUUGGCGCACUACUCACGGCCGCAGCUACAGCGCUACAUUGUGCGCAUUUUGGUGAUCGUACCAGUCUACGCGAUGGGUUCUCUGCUGUCGCUCAUGUUCGUGAACCAGGCGCUGUACUUCGACUCAAUCCGCGACUGCUACGAGGCCUUUGUGGUGUAUUCCUUCUUGGCGCUCGUGCUGAGCUUCGCAGGCGGAGAGUCCGUCUGUGUCUUGAAGAUGCAGAGCGAGCCCGAUAUCCGCCACCCGUGGCCUAUUAACCGCUGCUUUGACCCGCUUGGACGCGACGGUAGACUCCUGAGACUGUGCAAGCGCGCCACAAUCCAGUUCGUCUUCAUCAAGCCCAUCUUCGCAGCGCUGUCGCUGCUCAUGUUGGCGUGUGGCAAGUACCACACACUGGCCUACCAAUUGAUUCUCGCCGUGGUGUACAACAUCUCGUAUUCUCUCGCUCUCUAUGGCUUGUACAUCUUCUACCUCGCCACGAGACACAUCCUGCAGCCAUUUAACCCCGUGCUCAAGUUCUUUGCCGUCAAGAGCGUCGUGUUCCUCACCUUCUGGCAGAACAGUCUACUGGAUUUCAUCCCAGGCAUCACGAACGAACAGACUUUCGCCUGGAAGGACUUUAUCCUGUGCGUCGAGAUGGUAUUCUUCGCCUUCGUCCACUUACUGGCCUUCAACUCGAAUCAAUUCAAGAAAAAUCUGGACCGACUACCGGAUUCCGAAGUGCUGAAUAACAUGAAGGAGGUGCUGAGCCUCUCGGAUAUUCUAGCAGACGCCUACCACAACUUCAUGCCGUCCUACAAAGACUACAUGUUGCAGCGAGGAGGCGAGUCCACUGGCCGUGCUCGCAAAGGCCACAGCUCAACCGGCUUUGGAGACGCUUCGUCGUCUGAAGGCAGUCCGACGCCGAUGGCGCAUAACAACGCGCGUGUACCGCGUUUUGUCAUUGAUGACGAAGACGACGACGAGAUGGAGGUGAUCGAUCUCGAGUCGAACGCCAGUACCGUAACAACAUCGGCUGAAUUAUCUACCAAGGAUAAACUACCGGAGCUUAGGUUGCCGGAGAGGAAGGAGGCAGACAGCAGCGAGACUGGAGCGGACGUUAUUAUGGCUAACCCACAAGAUGAUGACCAAGCUAAGGCUGUUGAAGACGCUGCCCUCGAGGAAGGUGUCAGUAACCAGCGACCAGCAGAUGAUGCCGCACCGGUAGAGACGCCGACGCGGCAACGAUCCAAUAGCUCCCCAACUGCUGCUAGUGCUCAUGAACGCACGCGACACAGCGAGGAGAGCGCAACUCUAUAGACAAUUAAACUUCUAGCUAGUAUUAUCGUAUCGUACGUAUUGUAUUGACACCGCCCAAUACAAAAAAAAGAAUUGUGAGUACAUUCCUCUGCAUGGCGU